AUGAAGGAAAGCCAAGGGAAAAGUUUCUCUACACAAGGUCAAAAGUUCCAACAAUUUACUCCAAAUUUUGACAUUAUCAAUAAAAAUUUCAUUUCAUUCCUCAUCAAUAACAAUAACAGGUGGUGGUUAAAGUUACUUCCAGAUUGUCGCGACAACGCAAGUUCAUUUGCUGCUUGUUAA
This is a messenger RNA of Clunio marinus, 180 nucleotides long. Lineage: Eukaryota; Metazoa; Arthropoda; Insecta; Diptera; Chironomidae. The record is from the annotation of a GenBank genome assembly.